UGAAGGCGCCGAAUUCAUUAGCAACCGCCGUGGGCCAUCAUCUCCGCUCCACUCCGGUUCCUCUGAAUAUGGUUUCUGGUUAUUCUUAAUUCAUCCAUUCAUCUUAUAGCUACUACGGAGCACCUUCUAUACAUAUAUCGCUAUCCUAGCAGAUGGACACGCACACCAUGGCGGAACCAGCCUCUCACUACGUUCCUCUGGACGUACCUCUGCCUCCAGUCCCAGCCACUAAAAUCUUCACAGAGCAACAAUGGACCACUCUUCUAUCGUUGGCUGACACGGUCAUUCCUUCGAUCCGGAGUCCUACUGCAAAUAAAUCAGCCUCGACCAAGGUCAUCCCGCACUCCGAGCUGAACAAGUCUCUGGCGACAUUGACUAAAUCCAUUCACUCUCCGGACGCUGGCACCAUUGCAGCACAGUACCUAGAGGAAGACGCGUCGUCAAACCCUCUGUUUCGGGAAGGCUUGCAGCGCCUAUUCGCGCAGUAUGUGCACGACGAAGGGAGAAAUGGCCUGGGAUUUAUUCUCAAUGCUCUCAAUACUCGGGCGGGAUCGCUGCUCCUGACAGGAUCUGUAACUCCGAUCCACGAACAACCGUUACACGUCCGGGAAGAGAUCUUCCGAGGAUGGGAGACGUCUCGGCUGAGUCCGCUGCGCGGUGUCUACAGGGCUUGCACGGGUAUGUUCAAGCAAACUUGGGUCAAGUUCAGCCCGACUCUUGCUCCUGUACUGGGCUUCCCAAGAGUGCCAGUGCACGGCAAGCCCGCCGAUGGUUUCAAGCACACCUUCCUCCAGUUUCCUGCCGCAGAUGAGCCGGAGACCAUUGAGACCGACGUCGUCAUCGUUGGCAGUGGUUGCGGUGGUAGCGUGGCUGCGAAGAACCUGGCCGAAGCAGGCCACAGAGUACUAGUGUUGGACAAAUCUUAUCACUACACUUCAAACCACUUUCCCAUGAACUUCAACGAGGCCUUUACUAGCAUGUUCGAGUCAGGGGGUGCCGUCGUGACCGAUGAUGGCUCGAUGGCUGUUCUGGCCGGUUCAACCUGGGGUGGCGGUGGCACGGUCAAUUGGUCCGCUGCCCUGCAGACCCAGGGAUUUGUGCGCGAGGAAUGGGCGAAGAAUGGCCUGCCUUUCUUCACCUCGAUGGAGUUCCAGAACUGUCUGGACCGUGUCUCGGAACGGAUGGGGGUCGACGUUGAGCAUAUAAAGCACAACAAGACAAACCGCUUCAUCCUCGAAGGAGCUCGAAGAUUGGGCUACGCUGCGAAGACCGUACCACAGAAUACGGGCCACACUGAGCAUUAUUGUGGCUACUGUACGCUUGGCUGCCAUUCCACGGGGAAGAAGGGCCCCACGGAAACUUUCCUGGCAGAUGCCGCGACAGCCGGCGCAACCUUCAUUGAAGGCUUCCGUGCAAACAAAAUCCUGUUCACUGACACUAAAGAUGGCCAGGUAGCGUCGGGGGUGGAGGGAGUAUGGACAUCCAGGGAUGCAUACCUAGGUCGUUCAGGUGCAACCGCAGUUACGCGGAAUGUCACCAUUAAGGCGAAGCGGGUUGUCGUCUCUUGCGGCACUCUGCAAAGCCCUUUGCUACUGCUUCGCAGUGGAUUGAAGAAUCCCCAGAUUGGCCGGAAUCUCCACCUCCAUCCUGUUGCAAUUGCGGGUGCAGUGCUAGAUGAGGAGUUCCGCCCUUGGGAAGGCGCUGCGCUGACCACCGUUGUCAGUGAGCUCGAGAACCUAGAUAACCAAGGUCAUGGAGUUAAGAUCGAGGCCUUAUCAAUGGUGCCCGCGGCUUUUCUCCCUCUAUUCCCCUGGCGCAAUGGUCUCGACUAUAAGCUCUGGGUGCAGAAGUUGCCUCGCAUGGCCGGUCUUAUCAUGCUUGCGCGCGAUCGAGGCACUGGGCGGGUUUAUCCAGACCCGGGUGAUGGACGCAUUCGCAUUGACUAUGCUGUUUCACCCACGGAUCGUAAGCACAUUGUCGAAGGUAUAAUUGCCAGUGCAAAGAUGGCAUAUGUUUCGGGCGCAAAGGAGUUUCACACUUCAUGGCGCGAAGUGCCCCCGUUCAUCCGCCCGGUGGAAUCCGAUGCCGAGGAUACAGAAGGUGCCAAUAAUGCAGCACUUCAGGCUUGGAUCGCGGAAGUGCGUCGCAAGAAACCCCUUGAUCCGGAGCGAACCAUGUUUGCCAGUGCGCAUCAGAUGGGGACAUGUCGAAUGGGCAAAUCACCAAGGACCAGUGUGGUGGAUUCGGACUGUCAAGUCUGGGGCACCCGGGGUCUGUAUGUGGUGGAUGCCUCCGUCUUCCCCAGCGCCAGUGGCGUCAACCCCAUGCUCACCAACAUGGCCAUUGCCGACCGGGCUAGUCGUAAUCUGGCCCGAUCGAUGCGGAGGGGUGAUCAGAACUUCCAUGCUCGUUUGUAAAUGAAUCCUUCUGCUCGUGCAGCAAGCCCUACCUGUCCCUUGUCCAUACAUUCAUACCAGACACAUUCAUAGCAGGGCUGCUGGUUGUGGCUGGACCCAUAAUGGUAUAUAUCGCUAGCAGAGAAUCAAUACAUU
Molecule: messenger RNA, 2552 nt
Organism: Aspergillus vadensis CBS 113365
Lineage: Eukaryota; Fungi; Ascomycota; Eurotiomycetes; Eurotiales; Aspergillaceae
Product: long chain fatty alcohol oxidase
Exons: 3
Coding region: 153-2417 (754 amino acids)
Molecular function (GO): flavin adenine dinucleotide binding; long-chain-alcohol oxidase activity
Source: RefSeq, a predicted model, not a curated record